Messenger RNA from Choloepus didactylus (southern two-toed sloth), 3610 nucleotides. Its product is annotated as zinc finger protein 233-like. NCBI's taxonomy places the organism in Eukaryota, Metazoa, Chordata, Mammalia, Pilosa, Megalonychidae. The record is from RefSeq and is a predicted model, not a curated record. Gene Ontology annotation, biological process: regulation of transcription by RNA polymerase II. Gene Ontology annotation, cellular component: nucleus. Gene Ontology annotation, molecular function: DNA-binding transcription factor activity, RNA polymerase II-specific; RNA polymerase II transcription regulatory region sequence-specific DNA binding.
CCAGGUCCCAGGCACUUCCGCUGCAGGGGAGCGUGGUCGCGGCUAUAAAUUCUCGGGGGUGGGCGCAUGAGCCCCGCCCUCCGCAAGCUCUCCGAGCUUUCUUGUCGGGUACCUGGGGACCGCAGGUGUCGGUCCUCCGCCUCGGGGAAGAGAAGCCGGGGCUAACCGUGGAAGUCGCAGCUGGUGGCGGGGGCAGCAGCUUGAGUCCUUGCCGUUUCUGGCAGGUCGCGCGUCUCCGGGUUUGAGCUGCAGGGAAACCACAUGAGUUUUGCACCUUCUCCAACGUUUAACCCUCAACAACCCUGUGAGCUCUGCCUGCCCAGGCCUCUUACCUCCUCCAGAGGAGCAAAAGGAAAUGACCAGGUUUCAGGAGGCAGUGACAUUCAAGGAUGUAGCCGUGGUCUUCACCAAGGAAGAACUGGGGCUGCUGGAUGCUGCGCAGAGUAAAUUGUACCAAGAUGUGAUGGUGGAGACCUUCAGGAACCUGCUCUCUGUGGCACACAGGAAUCAAAAUGAGAUAGAGACUCUUCAAGAAGUAGCAUUAAGGUACCUUUUACAUGAAGAUCUUAUCUGCUGGCAGAAGUGGGAACAAUUUACAAGUAUAUUAGCCAGAAAUCAAGAUGCAAUAAUAAAUCUUCAAGACAAGAGGUCUGAGAUGCUAAAACAAGGUGAUUCUCCCUGUCAUAUAUGGGCAGGAGUAUCUAUUCAGAGUUCUGAAGAUGAGAACUAUGUAAUGAAGUUUCAAGGGGAGAAUUCCAGUAGGAAUCAAAAUAAAGAGUUCCCAAAUGGGACCACCUGGGACUUUUUUAGGAAAAUAUAUCUGAGACAGUCACAGAAUUAUCAAAUGGAUGUAAGAAAUAAACAGUGUAAAUAUGAUCAGUGUGUUAUGAAAAGAGACCCUCAUCACCACGAUGAUCACAGAGCACACGUAAGAGAGAAAGUGUUUAGCCAUAAUAAUUGUGGAAAAGACUUGAAAUCAUCACAGCACAGUGUAAUCCACUCAGGAGUGCAAACAUCUGGUGAGAAUGGAAAAGGAAAGAGCAUUGACUCUAGUCUUGAAGUUCAUCAGCAGUUGCACUUAGGAGAGAAGCCUCAUAAAUGUAUUGAGUGUGGAAAGGGCAUCAGUUAUAGCUCAGUGCUUCCCAUUCAUCAGAGUGUUCCUAUAGGAGAGAACUACUAUAGGAAAGAUGGGGGUGGUGAGGGCCUCAGUCAGAGUUCACAUCUUCAAACUAAUGAGAAAGUCAACACAGGAGAGAAACCUUACAAAUGUCAGGUGUGUGCUAAAAGCUUCAAUCAAAGCUCUUCUUGUUCUGCUUAUGAACUCAUUCACAUAGGAGAGAAGCCAUAUAAGUGUGGUAAGUAUGGGAAGCACUUCAAUCAUAGCUUAGAUCUUAACAUUCACUAUGUGAACAACAUUGUAGAGAAAUCCUAUAAAUGUGAUGUGUAUAAUAAAAGUUUCAGUCAGACAUCACACCUUCUCAGCCAUCAGAUAGCCCACAAUGAAGACAGAGCAUACAAAUGGGAAGAAUGUGAUUGGAUACUUAAUUGGAAUUCUGGUCUUCAUCAGAGAGUCCACACUGGAGAGAAAUCAUAUCAAUGUGAUGUGUGUGGUAAGGUCUUCAGGAGGGCCUCACAUCUUCAAGCCCAUCAGAGAAUACAUACUGGAGAGAAACCAUACAAAUGUGGUGUGUGUGAUAAGAACUUCAGCCGUGAUUGCAAUCUUCAAGCCCAUCAGAGAGUCCAUACAGGAGAGAAACCAUACAAAUGUGAGACAUGUGGUAAGGAGUUCAAUCGGAAUUCACAUCUUCAGGGUCAUUGGAGAGUCCACACAGGAGAGAAGCCAUACAAAUGUGAGACAUGUGGUAAGGGCUUCAGAUGGAGUAAAGAUCUUCAAGCCCAUCAGAGAGUCCACACAAUAGAGAAACCAUACAAAUGUGCAACAUGUGGUAAGCACUUCACUUGGUUUUCCAGUCUUCGUGCUCAUCAGAGAGUUCACACAGGAGAGAAGCCAUACAAAUGUGAAACAUGUGGUAAAGUCUUCAGCUGUAAUUCAGAUCUUCAUGCCCAUCAGAGAGUCCACACAGAAGAAAAACCAUUCAAAUGUGAGACAUGUGGUAAGGACUUCACUCGGAUUUCAAAUCUUCAUGCUCAUCAGAGAGUGCACACAGGAGAGAAACCAUACAAAUGUGAGACAUGUGGUAAGGCCUUCAGAUGGAGUUCAUAUCUUCAAGGCCAUCAGAGAGUCCACACAGGAGAGAAACCGUACAAAUGUGAGACAUGUGGUAAGAACUUCAAUCAGAUUUCAAAUCUUCAUGCACAUCGGAGAGUUCACACAGGAGAGAAGCCAUACAAAUGUGAGACAUGUGGUAAGGCCUUCAGCUCCAGUUCAUAUCUUCAAGCCCAUCAGGGAGUCCAUACAGGAGAGACCUACAAAUGUGAAGAGUGUGGGAAAAGCUUCAUUUUGAAUCCUUAUGAUCGUAUUCAUCAAAGGGUCCACAUGGGAGAGAAACCCUAUAAAUGUGGCAUAUUUAGUAAGAGCUUCAUUCAGUCCUCACAUCUUGAAGCACAUCAGAGAGUCCAUGUUGGAGUGAAACCAUAAAAAUGUGUUUUUUUGUGGUAAGGGCUUUAGUCAGUGUUUGUUCAAGUUCAUCAGAUAGUCUGUUAAUGUGUUAAAAAAGAAUACACAUGAUGAUUUUGGAAAAGGUGACCUUCAGAACCUAGACUCCUCAUUUUCACCAGAAGAUCCUCACAGCUGAGAAUAUUUUUCAAAUUUAGUGUUUUAAGAAUUCAAGAAUGAGCUGAGUUUUUCAGUUAUGAGUUCUAUUGAAGACUACCUAUUGUAUGAGUAAGGCCAGUAUUUCAACCAGAGCUCUAAUUUUCACAGUUAUUAGGAGAACACACAACAGAUAAACCCUAUAAUGGUUUCACAUUCAACAGAGUCUGCACAGGGGAGAGAACUUAAAAUGUUGAGUAAGGUCAAGACUUAAGAAAAAGUAUAACGAUGGACAUGACAAAAUCCAUGUGCACUAGAAUAUAUGUAUGCAUGAAUGUGUGUUUGUGAGGGUGUGUGUGUGUGUGGUUGUAUGUUUUGUUUUAAGGAUUUGGCUCAUCUGACCAUAGGGGGUGGCAAGUCUGAACUUCAUAGGGUAGACCAUAUGCUGGAAGCCAUGGCAGAGGUGAUUUUGAAGUCCUUAGUUUGAAUUCUCCAGAGGAAACUGGCUGGCUGGAAAUUCCAGCAAGAAUCAAUGUUGAAGUUGAAGCAGAAAUUCUUCUUUCAUCUGAAACACUCAGUUCUCAUUUUAAUCCCUCCUCCUGAUUUGAUGAGGAGAUAGCCUGUUUGCCCACAAAAAAAUCUCUUUUGUUGAUGUAGGUGAAUCAGCUGGUUGUAGAUGUAGAUCCCCUUUGUGAAAUACCUUCAUGGUAACCAGUAGGCCAGUGUUUGACCAAACACUGGGCACCAUAACCAAGGCUAAUUGACACAUGAAAUUAAUCCUCAUAGCAGUAUCAUGGAUGCCACUCGUUCCACAUUAAUGUGGCUACAACAUGAGGGAUGGUCUGACAUUAUUGGAAUUCAGUUGAGCAAGAAAUAAAUUUUAUUGCUUUAAAUAAA